GUGCAUCUCCGCCCUCUUCGCAGCUCCCCGCUUGCGGCCUCAACUCCGUCUUCUGCCAAGCGCGCAUUCUCUUUGGCUCUUUUCGUAUCUCCUGCUGUUUCUGGCGGUACAUGUAUCGACGCUGACUGCGUCUAUCUUGCUGUGCAUCGAUACUAUAGGUCGACACCGUUGCAAUUGCGUUUCAUUGCUGGCUGACUACUGCCGGUAUACCGGUCCUCACGUAUAUAUAUGGCCAGCCUCACUCCCCUCUUCCUCUCUCUGAGAUCACGUCUGUGUCUUCUCCAAGCUCCCUCUCCACUCUCCCACAGCCCACCAAGAAGGCUCUUCCAUCCAUCCCCCACCAUAAUGUCGAGUCUUUCGGUAGAUCUCACGGCCCCAAAUGGCCGCAAGUACACACAGCCCAUUGGUCUGUUCAUCAACAACGAGUUUGUUCCAUCCAAGUCGGGUGAGAAGCUUGCAUCGAUCAAUCCGAGGUAAGAUCAGAAAGAUAGAAGGGGACGAACGGGAGAGAGCUGACGAGCAUCCCACGUCAGUGAUGAAAAGGAAAUCACAUCUGUCUAUGCCGGUGGAGCUGAAGAUAUUGAUAUUGCCGUCAAGGCGGCCCGCAAGGCUCUAAAAUCCCCUUCCUGGAAACUGUUAUCCGGGACCGAACGUGCAGUUCUGAUGCACAAACUGGCCGACCUGGUUGAAGAACACAAAGAGAUUCUUGCUACCAUUGAAACCUGGGAUAAUGGCAAGCCGUACUCCGUUUCCUUGAACGAUGAUAUACCAGAAGUCACCAACCCCCUCAGAUAUUACGCUGGCUGGGCCGAUAAAAUCCACGGUCAAACCAUCAGCACCUCACACCUCAAAUUGGCUUACACCUUGCGCCAGCCCAUCGGUGUUGUUGGCCAGAUCAUUCCCUGGAACUACCCACUAGCAAUGGCUGCGUGGAAGCUGGGACCGGCGCUUGCAUGCGGAAACACCAUCGUUCUGAAACCUGCUGAACAGACCCCGCUCAGCAUCCUCUACCUUGCAAACCUCAUCAAGGAAGCUGGCUUCCCACCAGGUGUGAUCAACAUUGUCAAUGGUUACGGACGAGCUGCAGGAUCAGCCCUUGUCUCUCACCCAGAUGUUGACAAGGUUGCCUUCACUGGUUCAACUGCAACCGGCCGUGAGAUCAUGAAGUUGGCUGCGGGAACCUUGAAAAACAUCACAUUGGAAACGGGAGGAAAAUCGCCUCUUCUCGUCUUCAGUGAUGCCGAUCUUGUCCAGGCUGCCAAAUGGGCCCAUGUUGGCAUCAUGUACAACCAAGGCCAAGUUUGUACAGCCACGUCCCGCAUCCUCGUCCAUGAAUCUGUUCAUGACAAAUUCGUCGCCCUCUUCAAGGAGGAAGUCGCCAACACCAGCAAGGUCGGCGAUCCAUUCCAUGAUGAGACCUUCCAGGGCCCGCAGGUCACGAAAGCCCAAUAUGAGCGUGUGCUGUCUUAUAUUGACAGCGCCAAGUCUGAGGGUGCCACCCUCGUCACUGGAGGCGAAGCCUAUAAGAAUGUCGCCGGUGGAAAGGGAUUCUUCGUCGCCCCUACAACCUUCACCAACGUCAAGGACCACAUGCGCGUUUACAGGGAGGAAAUCUUCGGCCCAUUCGUCGUCAUUUCCUCUUUCUCCACUGAGGAGGAGGCCGUGACCCGUGCCAAUGACACCACGUACGGCCUGGGUGCGGCCCUAUUCACCCAGGACAUCGAGCGGGCUCACCGUGUAGCCGCUGAAAUCGAGGCCGGCAUGGUCUGGAUCAACAGCAGUAAUGAUAGUGACUUCCGUGUUCCCUUUGGCGGUGUCAAGCAGAGUGGUAUUGGUCGGGAAUUGGGAGAGGCGGGAUUGGAGGCCUACACACAAGUCAAGGCCGUUCAUGUUAACUUGGGGAGCAAGUUGUAGGCCUUUUUUCAGCAGGAAUUAUUUUCUUUUAGAAUAUAAAUAGUUAGGAAUGC
Monascus purpureus is the source of this 1967-nucleotide messenger RNA. NCBI's taxonomy places the organism in Eukaryota, Fungi, Ascomycota, Eurotiomycetes, Eurotiales, Aspergillaceae. The record is from the annotation of a GenBank genome assembly.